Hypoxylon trugodes is the source of this 1491-nucleotide messenger RNA. RefSeq lists its product as uncharacterized. NCBI's taxonomy places the organism in Eukaryota, Fungi, Ascomycota, Sordariomycetes, Xylariales, Hypoxylaceae. The record is from RefSeq and is a predicted model, not a curated record. The coding region runs from base 356 to 1201 and encodes 281 amino acids. The transcript has 5 exons.
AUCCCGAUUCGGAAAAGGGGAAUUAACGUCUCUAAUUGGUUACUCCAUGUGAGACUGCGUCUGUAGCCGUGUAUGACGGCCGUACUAAUCACGGGAUCUACACAGAUGGCCUGUCCAUUAGCCUCGAUCGGUGCUAAAAGAUCGAAAAAAAUAUGAGGAAUGAUAUAUCGGACCCGGGGGUCGCGACUAUACGGGAUGGGGCACGCAGAAACCACUCAUCACACCAUUGCUAAAUUCCUUACCAGUAGCUUUUGUCGAGACCAUCGCGGUAGGGCGGGGAUGUAUCACCAACCAUCUAUAACUCCAGCCUUCUUCGGUGGAUGAUCAAUAACGAUACCCAUCAGCAUCGAGCAAAAUGACUACUACUCCUUUCCCAGACCUGCCAAAAAUCGGCGUCAAGUUCCCUCACUCCCCCAUCUCCAUCGCUGCCUUCGCAUAUACCAAGGAGCACACUACGGAACUUAUAUACAACCACUGCGUGCGCAGCGCCUACUGGGCCCUCCUACUCGCCAGAAAACUUCCCGAAUUCUCCUCUUCCAACCGCCACGUCAACCUCGAAAUCGUCGUCCUAGCCAACAUCCUGCACGACAUGGGCUGGGCCACGACCAAAGAAAUCCUAUCCGAAGAUAAAAGGUUCGAAGUCGAUGGCGCGGACCUCGCGCAUGAGUUCGUGAGGAAGUAUGCCGAGUCAGGUGCACCCGGAGCAGAGGAUUGGAAGGAUGAAGGGGAGAGCCAGGCUAGGGUUCGACUUGUUUGGGACGCGAUUGCGUUGCAUGCUACGGGGAGUAUCGCGCAACAUCAUCCCGCGCGUGAAGUCGCGCUUGCGCAUAUGGGCGUUAUUGCCGAUUUGACCGGCCCCUUGUUCCCGGCCGGCGAGCUUGGUGCCGUGAUUACGGUUGCGGAGUACAAGGAAGUGGUAUCGCACUUCCCGCUUGUGGGGUGGAGUGCGGCAAGUGUUAAAGGGAUUAUGUGUGGACUAUGUCGCGAUAAGCCGGCGAGUACGUACGAUAACUUCGCGGCGGGGUUCGGUGCUCUUUUUGGGUUUGAUGGCGAGGGGAAUGGUAGGGAGGAAUACCUAAGAGCUAGGGAUGCAGCGAAUCCGGUUAGGGGAGUGGUGAGUGGAUUAGAGUUUUUGGAGGGGUUGAUGGAAGAAGAUACGGAAGGUCAGGGAGAGAGGAACGGGAAUGGAGUUGGAGCUUAAGGUUCAAAAAGGGGAUGAAAAGCAUGGCGCGUCUUUAAGUUUGGGUAGUCGGCGGGUUUAUGCAUCGGCGUGAGGAGGAUGGGGAUCUUGCAUGAUAAGGUUAACUUAAAUGGCAAGAGGCUGUCCCUAAAUCAUCUCUACUCCAUCUCUGGAAACCCUAGAGCAUCUAACAUCCAAUGCUCAUCUUUGAAGCCCUCAACCGGGUCGAGCCCCCUCAGGGGUCAAUCCUAAUGACAUAUUUUAAGAUUCUCAUGAGAUACAGCCGAGUCUCUUAUACAGCUGCAGCAUGU